AUGAAUUCUACGGCGACUAAUGCAGCGAUGGUCACCCUGCUGCUGCUGACCGCGUCACGCAUUGUCGUUUUUAACACAUUCUUCGAAAAAUUCCGAAAGCUUGAGAAUAAUAAACCGAAAUUUGAGACCAGCAGUAAAACAUCUGAUGGUCACUCACUAUCUUUGCUACUGUCACUUGCAGAUACGAAAAAUGGGGAGCGGAGAGUUCGGUGCGGGGGAUCGCUGGUCAGUGGACGCUAUGUACUGACUGCUGCGCAGUGCGUCGCGCCAAGCUACAUAAGAGGGAGGAAACUGACGCAUGUGACUCUCGGGGACUGGAGGCUGAGCACAGACCCCGACUGCUCGGACAACGUCUGUGCUCCUGAGCGCCUUUCCGUCUUAGUUGAAGAAGUGGUCGUGCAUCCGGGGUUUAACACACCCUCGAGGCUGAACAACGAUAUCGCUCUAAUAAGACUGCAGAGCGAGGUCAAUUUUAAUCGUUUUAUUCAACCAAUCUGCCUGCCGCCAACGAACUUUGGGAGCUCUGAAGUCUCGGUGAACCAAACCGUGGUUGCGGUUGGCUGGGGCGACACCGUAACUGGUGACGCUAGCGACGUGCUGAAAGAGGUUCGCCUCAACAUCGCAGAACCGUCCGUCUGCAAACGAGUUUAUUCUUCGAAUUUUCAACUUAACGGAGCGCACAUGUGCAUCGGUGGAGGGCUAGAAGACACGUGCUUUGGUGACUCUGGAGGCCCAGUGAUGAAGCUGAACAAAGACCAGCGUUCCUAUGUGCUGGCCAUCACGUCGUUCGGAGCGCCAAACUGUGGUACUCCUGGACAACCUUCCGUGUACACCUCAGUAGCUCACUUCAAUGACUGGAUCCGCCAGUCAAUGAAGUCAUAAGACCUUGCAAUAAUUACCUCGGCAAAACAGUUACUUCUGUAUUAUUUACUUAUGUUUUACAGUAAUUACUUCUAUGUUUCAGUAUUUACUCCUGUAUUACAUUAAUUACUUCUUAUAUACACUUUCAGCACUUUACCUGUUGAAUCUAAAGGAACGUACAGUAAUCCCGUAUAGUAACCCAGUAAACCUUACCGUAAACUUCUAAUUGAAACGUACACUAACCGAAGGACGGCCGCCCAAUUUUCCUCAAGCAACUCGUGCGAUCUAAUAGCGGUUUUCCUCAGAGUUCCAGACUGCUUCAUUUAGCGCCCGUAGCUUAAAUAAUUGCACUUACGAACCCAAUACCAAUUUCAAGUGAGACAAGCUUCAACUCUGGCCAGGUUCACAUGAAGAUAGUAGGGUGGAUAUAUAUAUAUGAGUUGAAGCUAUCAUAUAUAAUAGAAAUUGCACUUUCAAAUAAAAUAUUAUUAUUUGAACGAUUUGUUUUUAACUCUGAUUCUCACGUGGGAGAGCUUCAGGGAAAAUUUAUAAUUACUAUGUGCGUCGGAAAAUCUCUUGAAGACCUGCUUUAUUAAUAUGAUUCUCAAAA
This is a messenger RNA of Hyalella azteca, 1471 nucleotides long. RefSeq names its product CLIP domain-containing serine protease 14D. Lineage: Eukaryota; Metazoa; Arthropoda; Malacostraca; Amphipoda; Hyalellidae. Gene Ontology annotation, biological process: proteolysis. The record is from RefSeq and is a predicted model, not a curated record. The transcript has 5 exons. The coding region runs from base 1 to 882 and encodes 293 amino acids. Gene Ontology annotation, molecular function: serine-type endopeptidase activity.